AUGGCUUUAGUUCAGCGUUAUGGCAAACUAGACAUUUUCUUAACAAUGACAUGCAAUCCAAACUGGCAAGAAAUUACAAACGAAUUAAGUCUGCAUGAGGAGAGUCAGAAUCGACCUGAUUUGGUUGCUCGGGUCUUUCAUGCAAAAGUAGAAGAAUUGAAGGAUCAAUUAUUCAAGAGGCAGAUUUUUAGUAAAGUCUCAGCAUAUAUCUACGUUAUCGAGCACCAAAAAAGAGGUCUUCCACAUGCGCAUUUUCUAAUUAUCUUACAUAUGGAUAGGAAAGUCUAUGCGCCUGAAUCUUUUGAUGAGAUCGUAUUAGCAGAGAUACUUGAUAAAAAUACAAACAUGCACUUGCAUAACGUUGUUGUCAAGCAUAUGAUGCAUGGACCAUGUGGAGCCUUGAACCCAUCAAAUGUUUGCAUGAAAAGAAAUGGUUGUUGCAAAAGUAAUUCUCCAAAGAAUUAUGCAUAUGCUACGACCGUUGGAAAUGAUUCCUUCCCAAUAUAUAGACGUAAGAACAAUGGAAUAACUGUCAAAGUCAGAGGCAAAAAUUUAGACAAUUGUUGGGUUGUGCCAUAUAAUCCAUAUUUGCUUGCAACAUUUGACUGUCACAUUAACGUCGAGAUUUGUUCUACAAUACAAGCAGUCAAAUAUCUUUACAAGUACAUUUAUAAAGGGCGUGAUCGUAUUGCUUUCAACCUGGUUUCUGAACAAAACAAUCAACAAGUUGAUGAAAUCCAACAAUUCCAAUCAGCCCGAUAG
Juglans microcarpa x Juglans regia is the source of this 762-nucleotide messenger RNA. RefSeq lists its product as uncharacterized. Lineage: Eukaryota; Viridiplantae; Streptophyta; Magnoliopsida; Fagales; Juglandaceae. The transcript has a single exon. The record is from RefSeq and is a predicted model, not a curated record. The coding region runs from base 1 to 762 and encodes 253 amino acids.